CGCCGGGCGGGCCCAGGAGAGGAGCCGGGACGCAGGAGGCGGGGACCCGAAGCGGGCCCCGGCGCGGCCGCAGCAUGUGACCGGCGGGGUGGGGAACGGGGCUGACCCGCAGGACGUGCCCGGCUGCCGGCCUCCAGCGGGGCAUUUAAAUGGCAGCGCCCGGCGGGCCCGCCGCUGAGCUCGCCCGUCUCGGCGCCCGGCACCAUGAGAUCCUCGCUGGCUCCCGGGAUCCGCGUCAUCCGGGCUCUGCCCCGGGACAGCUGCACUGUGGGCAAACUACUGUCCUCCCAGCGGUGCAGGCCAGUAAGCUUGGUGUCAGCUGUGAUGAGUCCUUCUCCCUAGACCUGCACAUUCAAACUACUUCUUUAUACAACAUCUCUGAGAUCCAGCCUUUCCUCUCUGCCCACGUAGCCAGAUGCCUGUCGAGGCCUCAGCGUGUCCCACAGUGGCUGCUGCACUCCUGCUCCCCUCAGGUAUCGGGGGCUAACACUUGUGCUGACGUUCCUGUUUUAUACCAGUUUCCAUCUCUCUCGCAAACCCAUUAGCAUUGUGAAGAGUGAGCUGCACAGCAACUGCUCUUCUCCGGGAAAGACUCCCCCCAAUGACACCAAUAGCACCACGUGGUGUGACUGGGCUCCCUUUGAUCAGGCUAACUACAAAGAGCUCUUUGGUGCCCUGGACAAUGCCUUCUUGGUUGCCUAUGCCAUUGGAAUGUUUAUCAGCGGCAUCUUUGGUGAGCGCCUUCCAUUGCGCUAUUACCUGUCGGGAGGGAUGGUGCUGAGUGGAAUGUUCACUUCCUUGUUCGGCCUGGCCUACUUCUGGGAAAUCCACGUUCUCUGGUACUACAUCAUCAUCCAGAUCUGCAACGGUUUGGUGCAGACAACUGGCUGGCCAUCUGUGGUGACGUGCGUUGGGAACUGGUUCGGAAAGGGGAAGAGAGGUCUGAUCAUGGGCAUCUGGAAUUCCCACACCUCUGUAGGGAACAUCCUGGGGUCCCUGAUCGCUGGAGUGUGGGUUUCAUCAGCCUGGGGCCUGUCUUUCAUCGUGCCUGGGAUCGUCAUUGCAGUCAUGGGAAUCCUCUGCUUCUUGUUCCUUGUUGAAUAUCCUGAAGACGUUGACUGCAACCCACCUCUAUACCAUACGGAAUCGGAGGAGAAAGACCCUGAAGUGACGCUCUCCACUGAUGAUGGGAGCUGUAUCCGAGAGAACACUAUCGAUUCUUCAGUGUGUCCCGGAGAACCAGCUGAGCAGCCAGAAGCCAUCAGCUUCUUAGGAGCCCUCAGGAUACCUGGUGUGGUGGAGUUUUCCUUAUGCCUGCUGUUUGCAAAGCUGGUCAGUUACACUUUCCUCUACUGGCUGCCUCUCUACAUUGUGAAUGUUGCUCACUUCAGUGCUAAGGAGGCUGGGGACCUGUCCACGCUCUUUGAUGUUGGCGGCAUCCUAGGAGGCAUUCUGGCUGGUCUUAUAUCGGACUACACUGGCGGCAGGGCCACCACAUGCUGUGUGAUGCUAAUAGUGGCUGCUCCCAUGCUAUUCCUGUACAAUCAUGUUGGCCAGAAUGGAAUAGCCAGUUCAAUAGCUAUGCUUAUUAUAUGUGGUGCCCUGGUGAAUGGGCCUUAUGCUCUCAUUACGACAGCAGUUUCAGCUGACUUGGGAACUCACGAGUGUCUCAAAGGAAAUGCAAAAGCCCUGUCCACUGUCACAGCCAUAAUUGAUGGGACUGGAUCUAUAGGUGCUGCUCUGGGCCCCCUGCUGGCAGGGCUGAUCUCUCCCACUGGCUGGAACAAUGUCUUCUACAUGUUAAUAACAGCAGAUAUCUUGGCUUGCAUGUUCCUUUCCCGGGUGGUGUAUAAAGAGAUUAAAGGAUGGUGUGGCUGCUACACAAGAAAAAGAGGAUUUAAAGAAUUUUGACCUGACUCCCUGUGACCAGAGGCAGUGGAGUGCAGCAGUGACGGGCUUUGCUGGCAGAACCCACCUUUAAUGCUCUCAGUUUAAAGUGGGAGGAAUUAUGGAGGCAAAAUGAACUGGGAAGAUGAGUAGUUCUCUAAAACCCAACCACCACGGACUCUAAUCAUUGGCAGCAGCUUUAACCAGGGCGAAGGUGCAGAAAAGAUGGUGCAUUCUGGGUCAUGACUGUUUUGUGAGGCAUAACUGGGGCCUCUGACUCUUACCUGCUGCCUCUGCUCCUCUUCCAUUAUUCUUUUUAUUAUUAAAAUGGUGCUAAACCUG
Molecule: messenger RNA, 2229 nt
Organism: Dermochelys coriacea (leatherback sea turtle)
Lineage: Eukaryota; Metazoa; Chordata; Testudines; Dermochelyidae
Gene: SLC37A2
Product: solute carrier family 37 member 2
Exons: 19
Coding region: 712-1911 (399 amino acids)
Biological process (GO): glucose-6-phosphate transport; phosphate ion transmembrane transport
Cellular component (GO): endoplasmic reticulum membrane
Molecular function (GO): glucose 6-phosphate:phosphate antiporter activity
Source: RefSeq, a predicted model, not a curated record